Molecule: messenger RNA, 375 nt
Organism: Dichomitus squalens LYAD-421 SS1
Lineage: Eukaryota; Fungi; Basidiomycota; Agaricomycetes; Polyporales; Polyporaceae
Product: ribosomal protein L35
Exons: 4
Coding region: 1-375 (124 amino acids)
Biological process (GO): maturation of LSU-rRNA from tricistronic rRNA transcript (SSU-rRNA, 5.8S rRNA, LSU-rRNA); translation
Cellular component (GO): ribosome; cytosolic large ribosomal subunit
Molecular function (GO): structural constituent of ribosome; mRNA binding
Source: RefSeq, a predicted model, not a curated record
AUGCCCGGCAAGGUCAAGGCGUACGAGCUCCAGUCCAAGUCCAAGAACGACUUGGCCAAGCAGCUGAUCGAGCUCAAGACUGAGCUCGGUCAGCUCCGGGUACAGAAGAUUGCUGGUGGCUCUGCCGCGAAGCUCACCAAGAUCAACACCGUCCGCAAGUCGAUUGCGCGUGUGUUGACCGUCACGAACCAAAAGCAGAGGCAGAACCUCCGCGAGUUCUACAAGAACAAGAAGUACCUCCCGCUUGACCUCCGCCCGAAGAAGACUCGCGCAAUUCGGAGACGCUUGACGAAGCAUGAGGCGUCGUUGAAGACGCUCAAGCAGCGUAAGAAGGAGAUUCACUUCCCUAUCCGGAAGUACGCCGUGAAGGCAUGA